Chrysochloris asiatica (Cape golden mole) is the source of this 2065-nucleotide messenger RNA. RefSeq names its product collapsin response mediator protein 1 (gene CRMP1). Gene Ontology annotation, cellular component: cytosol; cytoplasm. Bases 5 to 2065 code for a protein of 686 amino acids. The transcript is spliced from 14 exons. NCBI's taxonomy places the organism in Eukaryota, Metazoa, Chordata, Mammalia, Afrosoricida, Chrysochloridae. Gene Ontology annotation, molecular function: hydrolase activity, acting on carbon-nitrogen (but not peptide) bonds, in cyclic amides. The record is from RefSeq and is a predicted model, not a curated record.
GGGCAUGGCGGACCGGCGGCGCGCGUGGAACACGGAGGACGACCUGCCGGUGUACCUGGCUCGGCCGGGCAGCGCGGCUCAGACCCCGCGUCAGAAGUACGGCGGCAUGUUCGCCGCGGUGGAGGGCGCCUACGAGAACAAGACCAUCGACUUCGACGCGUACAGCGUGGGCCGCCGCGGUUCGGCGCGCACGCCCCGCAGCUCCGGCCGGCUCGAUGCGUCCGGCCUGCCGGGACCAGGUGGCAGCGAGGACACGGCGAGCGACAUCAGCGAGCCCUCGGGCUCAGCCGUCAGCUCGCCCGGAGAGCGCGACGAGCGGCCGCCGGCUCUGCGCAUCCGCUGCCCGGCCCCCCGAGACCUGCCGCUCGGCCGGGACAAUGGGCAGAGCGACCGACUGCUCAUCAAAGGUGGCCGAGUUAUCAACGAUGACCAGUCCUUCUACGCUGACGUCUACCUGGAGGACGGACUCAUCAAACAAAUUGGAGAGAAUUUAAUCGUGCCUGGUGGAGUGAAGACCAUUGAAGCCAAUGGACGAAUGGUCAUCCCUGGAGGCAUUGAUGUCAACACCUACCUGCAGAAGCCCUCCCAGGGCAUGACCGCCGCCGAUGACUUCUUCCAGGGGACCCGAGCAGCUCUGGCAGGCGGGACCACCAUGAUCAUUGACCACGUUGUCCCUGAGCCUGGGUCCAGCCUGCUGACCUCCUUUGAGAAGUGGCAUGAAGCAGCUGACACCAAAUCCUGCUGUGACUACUCUCUCCACAUGGACAUCACGAGCUGGUACGACGGUGUCCGGGAGGAGCUGGAGGUACUGGUGCAGGACAAAGGCAUCAAUUCCUUCCAAGUCUACAUGGCCUACAAGGACCUCUACCAAAUGUCUGACAGCCAGCUCUACGAAGCCUUCACCUUCCUGAAGGGGCUGGGAGCUGUGAUCCUGGUCCAUGCGGAAAAUGGAGACUUGAUCGCUCAGGAACAGAAGCGGAUAUUAGAGAUGGGCAUCACAGGCCCAGAGGGUCAUGCUCUGAGCAGACCUGAAGAGCUCGAGGCGGAGGCGGUCUUCCGGGCCAUCACCAUUGCUGGCCGCAUCAACUGCCCAGUGUACAUCACCAAGGUGAUGAGCAAGAGUGCCGCGGACAUCAUCGCACUGGCCAGGAAGAAAGGGCCUCUCGUCUUUGGGGAGCCCAUUGCUGCCAGCUUGGGGGCAGACGGCACCCACUACUGGAGCAAGAACUGGGCCAAGGCAGCCGCCUUUGUGACCGCCCCUCCGCUGAGCCCGGACCCCACCACCCCUGACCACCUCACCUCCCUGCUGGCCUGCGGGGACCUGCAGGUGACGGGCAGUGGUCACUGUCCCUACAGCACCGCCCAGAAGGCAGUGGGCAAGGACAACUUCACGCUGAUCCCUGAGGGAGUCAAUGGGGUCGAGGAGCGCAUGGCGGUCGUCUGGGACAAGGCAGUGGCCACCGGCAAGAUGGACGAGAACCAGUUUGUAGCUGUCACCAGUACCAAUGCCGCCAAGAUCUUCAAUCUGUAUCCCAGAAAAGGGCGGAUUGCUGUGGGCUCAGACGCAGACGUGGUCAUCUGGGACCCUGACCGGGCAAAGACCAUCACAGCCAAGAGCCACAAGUCGGCUGUGGAGUACAACAUCUUUGAAGGCAUGGAGUGCCACGGCUCCCCACUGGUGGUCAUCAGCCAGGGCAAGGUUGUCUUUGAGGAUGGCAGCAUGAACGUCAGCAAGGGCAUGGGCCGCUUCAUCCCCCGGAAGCCUUUCCCCGAGCACCUGUAUCAGCGUGUCAAGAUCAGGAGUAAGGUGUCUGGGUUGCACGGUGUCUCCAGAGGCAUGUACGAUGGCCCAGUGUAUGAGGUGCCGGCCACACCCAAAUAUGCAACCCCUGCUCCGUCAGCCAAGUCCUCGCCCUCCAAGCACCAGCCUCCACCCAUUAGAAACCUCCACCAGUCCAACUUCAGUUUAUCAGGUGCCCAGACUGACGACAACAACCCCCGGCGCACCGGCCACCGCAUCGUGGCACCCCCUGGUGGCCGCUCCAACAUCACCAGCCUUGGCUGA